UCAGCUUCAAAUGUCUGGUCCUUUGAAAAGUUCAUACUCUGAUACUCUGCACAAAGUGGAGGGCCUUUAUUCCAAACUGCUGAGUUCAUCAAGAAACCGACAUAAGUACCUAGACUCCUUGCACAGUUUUGUCACAAGAGCUACAAGGGAGCUUAUAUGGCUAAAUGAAAAAAGAGGAGGAGGAAGUAGCUUAUGACUGGAGCGAUAGAAACCAAAAUAUAUCUGGUAAAAAAGACUAUCAUGCUGAUCUGAUGAGAGAACUUGAUCAUAAAGAAGAAGUCAUUAAAUCACUACAGGACACAGCAGAGCAAAUGCUGCUUCAAAAUCAUCCUGCAAGAUCAACUAUUGAGGCCUACAAAGCUGCAAUGCAGACUCAAUGGAACUGGAUUUUACAGCUCUGCAGCUGUGUAGAACAACACAUACGUCAAAACACUGCUUACUUUGAGUAUUUCAACGAUGCCAAAGAAUCCACUAAUUAUCUGAAGAGCUUAAAAGAUGGCAUACUGAGGAAAUACAGCUGUGACAAAUCGACCAGCGUACACAAGCUAGAAGACCUGGUACAAGAAUCUAUGGAAGAAAAAGAACAGCUUUUGCAGUACAAGAGUACCAUUGCCGGCCUUGUGGGGAAAGCAAAGUCAGUAGUGCAGCUGAAACCUCGAAAUCCAGAAAAUCCAUUAAAAUCUUCAAUCCCUAUUAGAUCUAUUUGUGACUAUAGGCAAAUUGAGAUUACUAUUUACAAAGAUGAUGAAUGUGUACUGGGCAGCAAUUCACAUCGGGCAAAGUGGAAAGUGAUCAGUCCAACCGGCAAUGAGGCAAUGGUCCCUUCUGUGUGCUUUACGGUGCCAGCACCAAACAAAGAUGCUGUAGAUGCUGCAAACAGGAUUGAACAAAUGUAUCAGAGUGUCCUAUCCCUGUGGCAUGAAUCUCACGUAAACAUGAAGAGCAUGGUAUCCUGGCAUUACCUGAUGAGUGAAAUUGAGGCUAUCCGGGCCAGCAAGGUUUCUUCAAUCAAAACCUUGCUGCCUGGAGAGCAUCAGCAAGUACAGGGCAAUCUGAAAACCCGUUUUGAAGAAUUUCUGGAAGACAGCCAGGAUUCGAAGAUGUUCUCUGUCUCUGACAUAUCCCAGCUAGAAAGAGAAGUGAAUGUCUGCAAAUUGUACUAUGAGGAGCUGCUGAAAUCUGCAGAAAGAGAGGAGCAAGAAGAAUCUGUUUACAAUCUUUACACUUCUGAGAUUCGAAACUUUCGACUUAGACUGGAGAGCAUUGAGGAGCGUCUCAUUCGACAAAUCAGAACUCCAUUGGACAGGGAUGAUCUUCAUGAAAGUGCACUGAGGAUUUCUGAACAGGAGAAAGUGAAGAAGGAGUUGGAUCAUCUGAGAGUAGAUUUAUCAGCAAUUUCAGAUAAAUGUGAGGAAUUCUUUAGCCAAGCUGCUGCUUCUCCAUCGAUCGAAGCUUUACAAGCAGAACUGAAUGCAGUUAUCCAGUAUAUGAACAUGCUGUUUUCCAUGUCUUCCAUCUACCUAGAAAAGUUAAAGACAAUAAAUCUGGUGCUAAAGAACACACAAGGAGCUGAGACUCUAGUGAAGACAUAUGAGACCAAACUGUGCGAAGAGGAUGUCAUUACAGCUGAUAAAAGUUCAAUUGAUAGACUGAUUGCCACCCUAAAGCAAUGGAGGUCAGAGGUUGAUGAGAAAAGAGAGGUGUUUCACGCAUUAGAAGAUGAACUACAGAAAGCCAAAGCCAUUAGCGAUCAAAUGUUCAAAGUUCACAAAGAACGGGAUCUCGACUUUGACUGGCAUAAAGAAAAGGCAGACCAAAUUGCAGAGAGGUGGCAGAAUGUACAUUCCCAAAUUGAAAACAGGUUGCGAGACUUGGAAGGAAUUAGCAAAUCACUGAAGUACUAUAAAGACUCAUACUUGACUCUUGACUCCUGGAUUAGGCAAAUAGAGGAAGCACAAAGCAAGCUGCAAGGCAGCAUGCCUGACAGCAAGGCACUUUCUAAACAGCUUGACCAGCAGAAGAUGCUGAUUUCAGACAUUGAGAUGAAACAAGGCAAGGUGGAUGAAAGUCAGAAGUAUUCAGAGCAGUAUUCUUUGGCUAUUAAGGAUUAUGAACUACAGCUAAUGACAUAUAGAGCAUUAGUGGAUUCCCAUCAAAAGUCUCCAAUGAAGCGCAGAAGAUUUCAGAGCUCUUCGGAUAUUGUUGUACAGGAGUACAUGGAUCUAAAGACUCGUUACAAUGCUUUGAUGACUUUAAUUAACCAGUUUGUAAAAUUUUCUGGUGAAACCUUGAAGAGGCUGGAAGAAGAAGAGAAGUUACUGGAAGAGGAAAAGAAAGAGCAUGUAAAGAAGGCAGGGGAUAUACUGAACUGGGUGUCCAAAAUCAAUAAAACACUAAGUAAAGAAGGAGGAAGUCAAGACACUGCAGAAAAAAAUCAAUUUUCUGAGAAACAGAUUUCUUCUAAAGAAAUUCUAACAAAGCAAGAAGAAGUGACAGAUGCAAUACAAACAUUGCAAUUACUUUUAGCCAAACACAGUGACAGAAUGACAGAAGAAGAAAGAUCAGAGAUUGAAACACAAAUCAAAGCACUGCAGGAGUGCCAGAGUGUGCUAUCUAGAGAGUACGAAAGGCAGCAACGGGAAGCCAAGGACUUGGUAGAGAAACUGGUAGAGCAGAAGGAUGCUGAGGUGCAGCUGCAGGAACACAAGGGAAAGCUGCAGGAGAUUUGUGACCUGCUUACACAGACAGAAAACAAACUGAUUGGUCAACAAGACAAGUUGAUUUUGAGGGAUACUCCAGCUGAUCUUCAACACUGUCAGAGUGAAUAUGAGGAGCUACAGAAGGAUAUGCAGGCUGGUGCUAGUGAGUUGGCAGAAAUUGUGAAGAAUACAGAGAAAUUCCUUCAGGAGCACGGAGAUAAACUUUCCCCUGAAGAGAGAGCCGUAAUUGAACAGAAACUUAGGGAAGCUAAAGCUAAGUUUGAAAUUCUUCAGAAGAAAGCAGAAGAAUCCAAAAAGGAGUUGGAAAAAGCAGUCACGACAGCUAUUAAGAAAGAAACUGAAAAGUCUGCUGCUGUUGAACAACUGGAAGAAAGCAGAAACAAGAUAGAGAGCUUGCUAAAUUGGCUAUCGCAAACAGAUGAAAAAGGAGAGAAUGGGAACGUGGUACAGAAACCAGCGAUCCAGCAAAAUGGAACAUAUCAUAAAGACAGCAAACUACAGUCUUUACUGGAUGGUGUGGAAGAGGUUAAUGGUAACCUAAUAGAGUCUGAUGGGAAAGUUAAUAAUGUAAGGUUAGAGGAAGUAUCUAAUGAAGAUGACCUAAGCAGCCAGUAUCAAAAAGUGAAGGCCCAACAUGAAAAGCUUGUAUCUCAGCAUCAGGCCGUUAUAAUAGCAACACAAUCAGCACAAGCUCUCCUGGAGAAACAAGGUCGCCACCUCACUCCUGAAGAGAAGGAAAAGCUUCAGGGAGAUAUAGAAGCAUUAAAAGCCCAAUAUGAGUCAGCUUUAAGCGACUCUGAAAGAAAAAUGAAGGUAAUCCAGACAGUGCAAGAAGAAUUGGAGAAGUUUUCUAAAGAUUAUAAUGAAUUUGAGAAUUGGCUUCAGGACUCAAAGCAUGAACUGGAGUAUCUAGAGAUUGGGGCUGAGAACUUUUCUGGUGUUUUGGACAAAUUGCAAAAGCAAAAAAUCUAUUCAGAAGAUGUGAUCUCUCACAAAGGGGACUUACGUUACAUCACUAUAUCUGGACAGAGAGUACUAGAUGCUGCAAAGCCUUGCAACAAAGAUGAUGUUGUGGAAGAUAAUAAUAAUGUCAGCACCCUGGAAACAUGUAAAAUGGUUCAAAGCAAAAUAGACUUGGCUUCUGAAAACUUCAAGUCUUUACAUACUAAGUGCAAUGUCCUGGGGAAUAACCUGAAGGAUCUAGUGGACAAAUAUGAACAUUAUAAGGAAGCAUCACAUGGGUUACUGGCAGGUCUUCAGAGCUCAGAAUCCAAUGUGGAAAAACGCCUGUCUGAACCUAUUGCUGCUGACAGCAGGAACUUGCAGAGGCAGAUAGAAGAAACAAAGUUGCUCUGUGAGCAGGUAUCUGUCCACCAGGUUGGUGUGGAGAAGCUAAAGAAGGCUGCAGAAGGUCUCCUUGAUGCCAGAGGAGGGCUCCUGUUAAACAAAGAUGAAAUCCAAAAGCCACUUGAUGACAUUGUGGGAAAAUACAAUAAUUUAUCUCAGUCUUUGAAUGACUGGAAUGAGAAACUCCAGAUAACUCUUACUCGCUCACUUAGUGUUCAAGAUGGACUAGAUGAAAUGUUUGAUUGGAUGCAAGGGGUGGAAAAGGACCUGAAAGAACAACAACAUGUACCAUUAAAUUCCUCAUCUAUUCAGGAAAUUAUUACAAAAAACAAUAUGCUUGAACAAGACAUCACAAGUCGUCAGAGCAGCAUUAAUGCAAUGAAUGAGAAAGUGAAAAAAUUUAUGGAGACAGCAGAUUCCUCCACUGCAUCUUCACUGCAAGGAAAAAUGAAUGAACUGUGUGAACGUUUUUCUAAAGCUGGUGAACUUACUAAAGCACGCCUAAAGAAAAUGGAAGACUUAAAGACCCAGGUGGAACUGUUUGAGGACCUCACUGAGAAAGAGCAAUCAUUCUUGGACCAAACAUUAAAGGCACUGAUCGAGGCAGAUAGUCCUGGAAAGGAUGUGACAGAGCUGUCUCAGUACUUGCAGGAAACAAGCAAUGAGCUACAGGAGCACAAGAGAAGAGCCUGGAGGAUUUACACAGACUGGUAGAAGAAUUGUGUGUACAUGGGCUCCCAGGAGACAAGGUCCUGGUUUUGGAAAAAGUGAACUCCUUGUCAAAAAUGUUCAAGGAUCUUGAAGAGACUGUUAGAGCAAAGGAAGAGGAUGUAUCCUCCUGUCAAAGUCAGAUGGACUCUUUCCAGUCUUUGGUUCAGUCUUUGAAACACUGGUUUACAACAGUAAAUGAUAAAAUUCCUCCAGAAGCACUGACUCUGUGUUUGAAAGAUCUGACUGAACGUCUAAAAGAAACUAAGAAUUUGCAAGAGGACUGGACACAAAAGUCACCAGAAGUACAAAAAGUAAACAGCAAAGGAACAUCAUUGUGCAGCUUGAUUGCUGCAGUGACCUCACCUGCAAAGACCAGAUCAACCGCCAAAUCGGGUAGGGGCCUGGUGAAUGGAUCAGCUUCAUCUGCUGUUAAAGAAAAUUUAACAAGUAAAGAAUUGGCUAUAGUGCAGAAGGGAAUGACAGAUGUAAAUGAAGGCUAUGAACAUUUGGGAAAAUUAUUGAAAGACAAAAUGAGUGAACUGGAGGCUCGACUUUCUCAGCUACAGCAAAUCCAGGAUGAAACCAACUCGUUAGUACAGUGGCUUGAGAAAAUGCACACAACUGCUACAUCAUGGGAAGCCCCUACAGAUAGCGAAUCGGUGCGAGCCCAUGUUGAGCAGCAUAAGGUGUUUGCAGCAGAAGUGAAGCAGAACGAAAGCAAAGUUGAAGCAUUAAAAGGCAAGCUGAAACGCUUCAUAGAGAACAAUGUGGAUGCUCCAGAGAUUCAGCAAUGGGAGGACGUUUCAAAUAAAAUAGAAUCAUCCUGGACAGAGAUCACCCAGAUGACAGCUGAGAGGCAGCAAACCUUGGAAGAAUCAUCAAAUGACCUGGCCUUGUUCCAGACAGCUGAAGCCCAGUUAAAGCAAUGGCUUGUAGAGAAAGAACUCAUGGCAAGUGUUCUUGGACCCCUUUCAAUAGACCCGAAUAUGCUGAAAACUCAGAAACAGCAAGUUCAGAUUCUUCUAAAAGAGUUUGAUGCUCGAAAACAGCAGUAUGAACAACUUAACAGCACAGGGCAAAGAAUCCUAAGCCGACCAGGAGAUCUUCCUCCUUGUGAUGAGGCUGUAAAGGAGCAGUUGGCAGCUGUGGCAUGUAAAUGGGAGAGCCUGAGUGGACAAUUGAAUGACAGAUGUGACAGAAUUGACCAAGCUAUUGUGAAGAGCACUGAUUACCAAAGCCUUCUGAAUGGCCUUUCUGAGAAACUAAGUGCCUUGAAUAACAAACUGAGUAGCAAUAUGACAGUAAGCUCUCACCCUGAUGCUGUAAAACAGAAGAUAGACAAUGCAAAGCAGGUACAGGAAGAAAUAAACAUAGAGAUGGGUAACAUUGACAUUGCCAAAGCCCUUUGUGAAGACCUAUCACAUCUGGUGGCAGAAGAGUACUUGAAGGCAGAACUGAAAAGGCAAAUGGACACGAUUGUUAAGCCGUUCAUGGACUUAAAAGAAAAAGCAGGUUUUCAACUUGAGCAGCUACAAUCUGCAUUUGCUAGCUCUCAAAAAUUCCAACAGAUGUCUGAAGAUUUCCAGGUUUGGAUGGAGAGUAAGAAAAAAAUGCAAAAUGAGGCAGCACCCAUCUCUGCCAAGCUUGAGGUCUUGGAGUCAUUAAUCACAGAGACAAAACAAGCACUGAGUACAUUGAAUGCCCAACAUGGUGCCUAUGAAAAGAUUAUAACAGAGGGUGAGAACCUUUUACAAAAAACAGAAGGGGGAGAGAAGGCAAAACUUCAGUCUCAGCUGUCUAUGUUUAAAUCUAGCUGGGAAGACAUUAAUAAGAAAGUAUCAGAACGUGAAAACAAUUUGAUAGAUUGCCAACAAAAAGCCAUGAAAUACAAAGAUAUGGUAGAAAACAUAAAGCCUUGGAUCGAGGAGUAUCAAAAUAAAGUAUUUUCAGUUAAACUUUCUACAGACCCAGCAGUGGUAGAAAAUUCAAUUGGAAUAGUAAAAGCUCUACAAAAGAGUGUUGACAAGCAACGUGGAAUGGUGGAGAUGCUAAACAGUGCAGCAGAUAGUUUAUUAAACUCCUGUGAAUCAGAUAAAGACAUAAUUACAGAAGAGAGUGCCAUGUUGAAUGACAAGGUGGAAUCACUUAUUGAUAGUUUACAUAAUAAAAGAGACUCACUUGAGAACAUGGCACUGCGUCUCAAAGACUUCCAAGAAUCUGUUAAAGAUGCUGAAAAGCAACUGGCUGUGGCACAGGAGCAUAUAGAAGUACAAGAAUCUCUUGGGACCCAAGCAUGUAGUAACAAGCAUCUAACAAUAAUGCAAACACAACAAAAAGCCCUUCAAAGUCUGCAGCCACAAAUACAGUGCUCUGUAAAAUUGGCCCAAGAGAUUGUAGUAGAUGCAUCAGAUGCAGAAGGCGUGUCUGAUCUUCUCCUUCAAGCUGAAUCCCUUCAACAAAAACACAAAAAUAUCAGCCAGCAAAUUGAAGAAAAAUGUACCUUCUUAGAAACCAAGUUACAAGGAAUUGGACAUUUCCAAAAUAGUAUUCGAGAGAUGUUUUCUCAGUUUGCUGAGUUGGAUGAUGAGCUUGAUAGUAUGUCACCAGUUGCAAGGGAUAUGAAUACACUACAGGCUCAGAAAAAGGACAUUAGCAGAUUCAUGGAGAAGUUAGGAGAUCUUAUAACAACUAAUGACAAUGCUAACAAGACCUGCAAGAUGAUGAUGACCUCUGAAACAUCUCCAGAUCUUGUUGGUAUUAAAAGGGAUCUAGAAGCCUUGAGAAAACAAUGCAGCAAAUUACAGGAUCGAGCAAAAUUCAGAGAAGAAAACAUUGAUGGAACUGUUACCAGAAUGAAAGACUUUUACAAUACGUUAAAAGAAUUUGUUGAUGAGUUUGGGAAAGCAGAAGAGCAUGAAGAAUCGCAAGGUCCUGUUGGAAUGGAAACUGAUGUCAUCAAUCAACAGCUAUCCAUUUUUACGG
Messenger RNA from Staurois parvus, 7760 nucleotides. Lineage: Eukaryota; Metazoa; Chordata; Amphibia; Anura; Ranidae. The record is from the annotation of a GenBank genome assembly.